UUCCGUUAGCAUCAAGAGAAAGUCAGCCAGGGGAUCCGAAGAUUAUAUUCAGUGGAUUUGACAAAUAAGUGAGGCAGUGAGAAUGACUCAGGUAGGCCGGUUUGACUGAAGUAAGUCGGACUUUAGGUACUGCAGGUUUCAGGAGUCCCUUGUCGGAGUUAGGGAGCUCUAAAGGACACUUUGCGGGCUCGGCUCUGCAGGUCACUGGACUGUCAUCCCCGCGCUCUGUCACUUGUUGGACCCGGUUGAGAUAAUGAUGGAUAUUUACCGAGACUAAGAGCGACAGUGGAUUUUGGGAUCCCCAGCUGAAGUUGGAUAUCAUUUAAUCACUGCAAUGACUGAGUCCUCCAAACCGCCCUCAGGGAGGAGAAUGAAGGCGCGUGCCCCACCUCCGCCGCCACAGGCCCCUCAGCCUGCCCCACGCCACAUCUUCAGAAACACAGUACCUGACGGGGGAGGGACAUCAGGCAUGGAAGCCAAGGAGAACAUGCUGCAGCCUACUGUGGAUUUACAGCUCACCUUGCCUCAGGGACACCAGACCUCUGUGACUGAGGACGGCAGUAAGGCGCUGAUGGACCUGCUGGUUGAGCUGUGUAGCCGCUACCACCUGAACCCGGCGCUGCACACCCUGGAGCUGCUGUCGCCCGAGGGCCACACUUUGGGGUUCAAGCCCAACGCGCUGCUGGGCUCCCUCAACGUGGCCUGCGUCCUCAUCAAGGAGAGAGUGUGGGAAGAGAAAGUGGUGCGCAGACCAGCGCCCAAAGUGCCAGAGACAGCAAGGCCAGUGAAACCUGUAAGAGCCAAUUCAAAGAAAACGGUGCGUUUGAUGGUGAACUACCACGGCAGCCAGAAGGCAGUGGUGCGAGUCAACCCAUUGGUACCACUCCAUGCUCUGAUACCAGUCAUCUGUGACAAGUGUGAGUUUGACCCGGAGCAUGUCCUGCUCCUAAAGGACAGCGUCAGCCAUCACGAGUUGCCUUUGGAUCGAUCUCUGACAGAACUGGGAAUUAAGGAGCUCUACGUACACGACCAGAGUCUAGUACUCCAGCCUAAAAUGUCUUCAGCUCCUGCUCUAAACUACUCAGACUCCAUCCGCUCGAGCACCACCAGUUUGGGCAAAGCAGAAAAGAAGGGCCUCUUGGGUAUCUUUCAGUUCAGCAGGAGGAAAAACAAGGCAGAGACAACUUCUCUGGACAUGGAUGACUAUGACGAUAAAGUUAUCCAAAAUACAGACUCAGAAUCCAAUGGUUUGUCCACAGUGUCUGGGAUGGUAGAAGAGAGGCCUAGCACCUUGGGCCAGUCUCAGUCAGUCAUGACUCUACCCGGGAUGUCCCCUCAGGCUGAAAAUAAGAAGAGGAGGGCCCCUGCACUGCCCGGGGCCCCGACUCCUUCCAUGAGACACACAAACUAUGAGAGCUAUCAGAUGGGCCUCGGCUCAGAAAGCCAGCAGAGGAAAAGAAAGGCUCCAGCCCCUCCUCCCACUCCGUCCUCCAUCACCCCAGGCUCUGAGGACUCUUCACCCUCUGCAGCUCCCACCCCUGACAGCCCUGCCUCUGAAAAACCAACCCCAGUCUUCCAUACUAAAGUGGUACAGUCAACUACAAUCUCUUCUUCUACCGUGGUAACACAAACAGUGAAACCAGCCCCCCCGAAAACAGCAGAACCGCCUCUACCUGUGGAUGCCGUAACCCCAACCCCCAGCUCCCCGACCCCGAGCAGCAGCACCACAGACAGCCUGCCCAUCCAGGAUUCAAGCUCAGAACUCAGCCACAGCCUCGAUGACUCAGACCCUGACUUUGACCAGGCCAGCACCCUCACCAGCAGCACAGCCAGCGGGUCGGCAAGGGUCCAGCACUCUGCUAAAAGCUCCAGUAAGAAGAUGGAGGAAUCAGAAAAGAUCAGCAGUGUCAAAGUCAAUCAAGACACUACGUCAGCCAGCAGCUCCAGGUCGGAGACUGAGUCGGCCCUUAACCUGAAACUGGAUGAAGUUGAGAACCAGAGACACAGCGCAAUGGGAUCCUUUGAACGACCGGUGCCACCCAAACCCCGUCGCUACACCGCCUCGGAGUCACCCCAGCUUGUCCCCCCCACUACCCCGUCCCCCCCUCUCAUUGCGCCCACAGAAAGCAUCCCACCAGAGAGUCCUGUGGAGGAAGCAGCUCCCCAGUCAUGGCUACACUCCAUGCAGAGCGCAAUAGCCAGCAGCCAGAAACCAGAAGCACCCGAGGAGGAGACUAUGUCUCUGGGCAGCAGCAGCGGUGGCAGCAGCCUGCCUGACCAGGGUUACGCUGAGGGUAUGGCCGAGGGCGAGGACUCGGGCAUGAUCAGCUCCCCAUCAGACACCCAACCCACAUCCCCUGACGGGAGUUUGUCCCUGGAUGGAAGUAGUGGAGGCAGAGGGGAGAGACUGCUGGGACCAGUGCGGGACAAUUCCAGUGACAGCGAUGAGGGGUGUGCCACCUGGGGAUCAAGACACAGGCACAAUGACAUCAGCCAAAAGGAAAAGACAGGAAAGCUUAAAGGCAGCUAUGAAGAUGACCACGACGUCACCGCCCAACUCCAUCAGACUUUGGCAGACUUUGAAGCAGACCUUGCAGCCCACACUGGUAUACCCUCAGUGGAAAAGGUCUCCUACACCUUAUCCACAGACAGUAACGACGUGCCUGUGUCUGUAGUGGACAUGGAUGUGCCAGUCACAGCCAUAGAUGAAAUACUGGAGGACAUUGAACACAACAUUGUAGAAAACACCUCAAAGUCACUCACCAGGACUGAGUCAACAGGAAGCAAAGGUCCAAGAUUUUGUCAUCAGUCCAGUGCUGAGCUAGAGAACAAAAACAACAAUGCUUGUACAGCUGCUGACAGUAAUAACAGCAGCAGUGCACAAACUAGGCAGUGGACUGAACCAGAGCAGCAAACAAAGUCACAGGAGAACAAGUCUAAAGGUGACAGAAAGGUCGAGAAGACACCAGAGAUCAAAAUUAAAGAAACAAGUAUCACCGACACCAACAAGGUCAAAAAGGAUAAAGAGAGAACGUCAGCAGUGAAAUCUGAGGCAGAAACUGUGAAACACAGCAGAAACAUUGACAUCAAACCUGAUCCUGUGAAAACCAGCGCUCAAUCUUUUCAUGAAAACAAACCAGUUCUUCCACCGACCACUCAGAGAUCUACGAGCCGAGAGGAAGAGAUGCAAAGAGUUUACCAGAAUAACUCCAGCUCAAGUGCAUCAUAUGGUAAAAUCACUCGCAGUGUCACUUCACGCUUCGGUAUGAGCACUUUCACUGUGGUUCCUCCAAAACCUCCCGUCAUGCACGCUGCAGUAGAGCCGGCUGCCAGUUUAACUGUUGGUGCCAUUAAAAUCGACGAUCAAGGAAACAUGGUGAAAGCUGGCACCAUCUCCCGGAACAAAUUUGGAGGUUCGUCAGAGUUGGGAGUUAAUAGCAGUGAGGGGUCUCCACUUCUUGGAAAAGCCAAAGCUUUCUGGAGCUCUAAUGAGAGACAAGACAGUGCUGUUCCCCCAAACAAAGGUGUCAUUGACAAAGCUAAGGAGAGCACUGACGGCCUGAAGAGUCCGCCUGCUGCAACCGCAGAGACGACUGUGAAGAUUAUUAACGCUGAGGACACAAGAACAACUCAGUUUACAUUUCAUCAACCUGCAGAGCGAUCCCAGCCUAAAGAGGCUCCUAAAGAAGAAGCUAGAGAAUCAGUGAUGGACAUCAAAGUUUCAAGAGAAGAGCGAGAAGAGAUGCAGAGCAAGAUUUCAGUGUCCAAAAGCAUUCAGCAGCCAAGUUCUAAACCUGUGCUUCCACCUCCGAUCCUCCCAAACCUGAAGAAAGACCUCUCCUUUCUCAAAACAUCCAGACGAACCUCCAGCCAAUACGUGGCAUCUGCCAUCAAUAAAUACACCCCGAAGACCUCAGCUAAACCCAGCUUCAUCCCCAGCACACCUGACUCCUCUACUUCUCUGAAAACGCAAACUUUUGGCUUCCAGAGAUCAGGACGCUCCAUCCAAGUGAAUCCUCAGUUGUCUUCACAGUCAUCAUUGUCGGAAAACAAAGAGAAUGAAUCUGCUUCUAAAUUCAACCCUCCUGGUCCUAAAAGGUCCAUGAGCUAUCCAGAGUAUGUGUCAGAUAGCCAGAGAGAUUUUGGAGAAGUGAAAGUGGACAAGGGAGGAUUUGGAAGCAGUGUUGGAUCCACCAAAGGAAUAUCCAUUACACUGGAAACAGAAACAACCAAGAACAUGCUGGUUCAGUCCAGUGGCCCCACCCAAAUAAACGUGACCGCCAAUAAUGAAAGAGAUGAAACUAAACAUGUUCGUCAGAGAAGCCUGAGUCCAGCGCUACGGAGUCCAGUACGCUCAUCUGCCAAACCACCCACAGCUCCCAAGACUGUAUUCCAAGGACUGACACAUGACACGAGGGACACGAUGAAGACAACCCACCAUCGAACAACUGAUGUGAAACCACAACCUUCUGACACAGUGACAGACCGUGCUGUGAUGCCCAAGCCCUCACCAGUCACACUGUUUGGACCGGUUAAAAAGUUCAAACCUGUGAUCUGCAGAUCUGUUGAAAAAGACACAUCUCUCCAUAGCAGCCUGAUGGAUGCAAUUCAGACCGGUGGAGGCAGGGAGAGGCUCAAGAAGAUAUCCACUGCAGGUCCCAGCAGCACCAAGAAAGCUUCAUAUGCUGAAGAGGAGAAUGAGAGGUCUGCACUUUUGGCUGCACUUAGAGCCCCGAGCACCACAGGAAGGCUGAAGAAGACUAAAUCUGAGGCGGCUGAUGAGCUUGAGAAGUUCAGGAAGGCGUCUGAGGACGAGUGGAGAGCAGAAUGUCCCUCCUCCCCCUCUCCUCCCUCCUUGACUUGCACUUCUCCUCCUGUCUUCACCCCACCACCUCCACCACCAGCACCCAUGCUUGCACCUCCACCCCCUCCCCCUGUCUUGCCCAAGGGUAAGCCGAGCAGUGUGACACAUCCAAGUGCGAACGCCCUCGUGAACCCUGCCUUGGCCCGGGAGGCCAUGCUGGAGGCCAUUCGCUCUGGAUCUGCUGUUGAGAGGCUGAAAAAGGUCGCUGUGCCCACAAAGACGCACAAAGUGAACGGCCGACUGGGAACAAUCCAAGCAACCUCCUCAUCACUCCCUCAGCAGUAAGAGAGGGAGGCCACAUCAACGCAACCAGGAAAUAAUAAACACAUCAAUUUCAGUUUUUCAUUUUAUUGAUAAUUCAACAGACUUUUAGAAAACUGGAUUACAUUUUGAGUAAAUGUCAUUAAGGUUUUGAAGAACAUUCUUUUUUUUCCUAAACAAAUUAUUCAGAGAAAAGGAAUUCUGAAAACACAAAAAGGUGUUUGGCUAUGCUUUAACUAAUUCACUCAUCCUUUAAGACGUGUACAAAGUGGAAUUAUUCAAACAUUUCUUUGUGGAAGGUGAAUUGUUGCUCUCAGUAGAAUAACUCCAGACAUAUCUGUCUGUCUGUUAAAAGGUGUCUUAGGUGAAAAGUUGCUGCUCAGUUUGCCUCUGCUGGAGAAACUCUACGUCCAUCUUUAUUUCACUUUGCUGUAUCCAAGCAUAUCUCGCCAUCUGUACUUGAAUUCAGUGAUUUAAACUGGAAUGUUGUACCAUAUGUGUGCCAAUGAAAGAAAAUUUAAAAAGG
Molecule: messenger RNA, 5651 nt
Organism: Notolabrus celidotus (New Zealand spotty)
Lineage: Eukaryota; Metazoa; Chordata; Actinopteri; Labriformes; Labridae
Gene: cobl
Product: cordon-bleu WH2 repeat protein
Exons: 20
Coding region: 335-5149 (1604 amino acids)
Biological process (GO): actin filament polymerization; actin filament network formation
Cellular component (GO): neuronal cell body; terminal web; perinuclear region of cytoplasm
Molecular function (GO): actin monomer binding
Source: RefSeq, a predicted model, not a curated record